GGAGGCAGGACUGUAAAUUUGCAGGCAUUGCUGACAUUUGUCCUUCCCUUUAGCCAAAAAAUCACGUCCCUUCACUUUCAGGUUUGGGUCACACUUCCCACACUGUUUUUUCUUGCCUGGAAACAGCUUUCAGUUAUGAACUGUGCAAAUCCCAAUCUUGAUCGCAAUGUUUUAGACUUUUAGUCUGCCUUUAGUGGAAAUUACUUUGAAAUCAAUGGUUAGUUCUCAACCAUUGUAGCUGUUUGGACAUUUCUGAGCUUUUCUUCAACGAGGAGGUCAAAAGGUGAAGACUUUUUCUUUUGUUGUUGAUGGGGUGGCAAAGAAAAUGAAGUUUGGCGAAAUGGGUACAAGGUGUUUGAUGAAUUCACAGUGCUGAUUUGAGAGGUGGCAGAUUGUCUGUUGGGUGGCUUGAGAGUUAAGAUGAAUAUGAGACAAAAGAGUGGGAAAGAUAGGAGUUUGGAUGCGGGAAAGAGGCUUGUGCUUGUUGCUGUUAAAGUCUCCAAAGAUAUCCCAAGAGCUGCUCUGAUUUGGGCUCUCACUCAUGUUGUUCAGCCUGGAGAUUGUGUGAAGCUUUUGGUGGUCAUUCCAAAUCAUAGUUCUUCAAGUAAAAGACUAUGGGGUUUCCAAAGAUUUGGGAGUGAUUGCACGGCUGCUCACUGGAAAUCAUUCUCUGGAACACGUCUAGAUCAGAAGGAUUACAUUACAGAUUCAUGCACCCAAAUAAUGCUUCAACUUAGUAAUCUUUUUGAUCCAGAUAAAAUAAGAAUGAAGAUUAAAGUCGUUUCUGGAUUAGACUAUGGGGUAGUAGCUGCUGAAGCCAAAAAAACUCAAGUUCAUUGGGUGGUGUUGGACAAGAGAAUGAAAAAAGAGGCGAAAAGUUGCAUGCAGGAACUGGAAUGCAAUGUAGUUAUGAUGAAAAAGUCUCGUCCAAAGGUGCUUCGUUUGAAUUUCAUUGGAUCACCGAGCACUGAUGCUGAGAUUAUCUCUGGAUCACAAAUAUCCAGGAAAAGUGUGGCUGAAAGCUCUGGUACCUGCAAUCAUAUUCGGGUACCGAAUGUGACUCCAGCUAGCAGCCCGGAGCAUAUAUCGUUUACAACGAGUGAUGCUAGGACAUCCUCGAUUUCAAGUGCAGACCUGGGAGCCUCUCCACUUGCUAUCUCCGAAAUCAAUUGGGGUCUAAAGAAAGAGGGCUUUUCUCCUUGUUAUCUGUUUGAUGAAUCUGACUCCGACACAGACAGUGAAAAUCUGAGUUCUCCUUCGACAAGUAUAUCUUCCAAGCAAUGGACGGCAGAUACUUUCAGUUCACCCAGUGAACAUUCAAAGUCCUUGAAGAAAGGUUCACAAAGAUCCAAAAAUAAUAUUCUAAAUUUUACAGUUGAAGAGGAUUUACAAGAGAAAUUCUUUAAACUUGAUCAAGAAUUUGAAGUAGGAGCAAAAGGCAGACUCGCCAUGGAACUAAGCAAGAAUGUGAGAAAACUGGUAUCGUUAUCAAAAAACGCUCCUCCAGAGCCUCCUCCACUAUGUUCAAUAUGCCAGCACAAGGCACCCGUAUUUGGAAAGCCCCCGAGGUGGUUUACAUUUGCUGAGCUUGAAACUGCUACCCGUGGGUUUUCUCGAACUAAUUUUUUGGCUGAAGGUGGAUACGGUUCUGUACAUCGUGGAGUCUUACCAGAUGGCCAAGUUGUAGCUGUGAAGCAAUACAAAUCUGCUAGUUCUCAGGGUGACCGUGAAUUUUGCUCAGAAGUGGAAGUCCUGAGUUGUGCUCAGCACCGGAAUGUUGUGUUGUUGAUUGGAUUCUGUAUAGAGGACGGAAGAAGGUUGCUUGUUUAUGAGUACAUUUGUAACGGAUCCCUGGAUUCUCAUCUUUAUGGGCGUAACAAAGAUCCAUUAAGCUGGUCCGCAAGACAAAAAAUUGCAGCUGGAGCUGCUCGAGGACUGAGAUACCUUCACGAGGAGUGCAGAGUGGGGUGUAUUGUUCAUCGUGACAUGCGGCCUAACAACAUUCUUCUUACUCAUGAUUUUGAGCCAUUGGUUGGAGACUUUGGACUAGCACGAUGGCAACCAGAUGGAGACUUGGGUGUGGAAACAAGAAUAAUUGGAACAUUCGGGUACUUAGCUCCAGAGUAUGCUCAAAGCGGGCAAAUAACUGAAAAGGCGGAUGUGUACUCGUUUGGCGUGGUGCUGGUGGAACUCAUCACAGGAAGAAAAGCUAUGGAUAUUAACCGUCCCAAGGGCCAACAGUGCCUGACCGAGUGGGCACGGCCUUUACUGGAAAAGCAUGCCAUUGUUGAUCUUGUAGACCCGUUCUUAAGGAACCACCGCUAUUUAGAGAAACAGGUUUAUUCCAUGAUGCGGUGUGCAGCAUUGUGCAUUCAACGAGACCCUCUUUCAAGGCCUCGGAUGUCUCAGGUACUUCGGAUGCUGGAGUGUGACAUUUAGUGGCAUUCAAGAAGAAUUUAUGCUCAGGAGUCAGGAUGGAUGCUCCACUGUCUAUGCUGCAGGAAUAUAUAUUCUCCUAUGAGACAAUGGAAUGGGAAUCCAAUGAAAUGGAUAAAAACAAUCUUAAUCCCUUUGUUGUAUAGUUGUGUAAAUUCUAGUAUGGGGGUUAUUUUAGCUCUUUAAUUUUUGUAGAAAAUGUUAAUCUGGUAUUUUCAUGCAGCGAUGAACUGUAGUAUAUGUUAGUAUAUGGUUAGAGGUGUUGAACUUACAUUAGUUUAAUGUGAAUUUUUGUGGUGUAGAA
Messenger RNA from Ipomoea nil (Japanese morning glory), 2740 nucleotides. Its product is annotated as inactive protein kinase SELMODRAFT_444075. Bases 421 to 2439 code for a protein of 672 amino acids. The record is from RefSeq and is a predicted model, not a curated record. Gene Ontology annotation, molecular function: ATP binding; protein kinase activity. Gene Ontology annotation, biological process: protein phosphorylation. The transcript has 9 exons. Lineage: Eukaryota; Viridiplantae; Streptophyta; Magnoliopsida; Solanales; Convolvulaceae.